AAACACGUAGCCCCGCCCCCCGCCGCUCCACAACGCGGAACCAGAAACUAAACAUCAGCCGAAAACAAAAUGGGAGCGUCUCUGGACACCCCGGCCAGGUGUCCGCUGUGCAACGAGCUGACCCGGGAGCCCGUCACUCUCAAAUGUAACCACCGCUUCUGCCAGCGGUGUCUCGGGGACCUGUGGAGCGUCUCCCCGAACGGCCCGUACCACUGCCCGGAGUGGAGGUGUACCACGGUGUACCAGACGCUGCCGUUUGAUGGCAAACGGCCGCGCACCACGGCAGGCACAUCGGGGAAUGUUGAACAAAAUACAUCCGACUCCCUAUUGCGGAGGCCCUCGCUCCCCAGCCGACUUCUUCUCGGGAAGAGAAAAGCCAGCACGCCUGUAUCAGAGCCGCCUGACACAAAGCGAUCGACUGGGCCAUCUCCACGUGAGCGAUCCAAUGAUACCGAGACUCCUACCACCUCCUUCUCAGAUAAACCCCGUCAGUCUACGAGUGUGGAGACACCCAAGAAAGUAGGGCAACCAGAAUCCACAAAGUCUCAGCGCGGUGAUGGCACGUCCUCCAGUGACAACUCUGACAGCAAGGCAGUGCCUUCAAGUGAUGUUCCAGCAGGCACCUCCAUCCAGCAGAAACAGCAUAUAUCAGAGGAUAUCAUCUCAAUGGAUGACUCUGACACCUCCAAUGAAGUAGAUAUAUGCGACGCACCUGCUCCUGCAACUCCAAAGAAAGACGCAGUGACAGGAAUUCAUGCAUCGCCUAUGAAAACAGCCACAUCCGCCAACUCUGAUUCCUUUCCUGGAGUUUCAUCUCCAGGUAAGUCGCCUGUGAACCAUGGCAGCAAGUCUCCCCUGAUAUCCACCAAACAUCCUGCCGAUGCCCCACGAUUUCCAAGUCGUGUCGGCAUCUUCCCGGGGUCGGAGCACAAAAAUGCCAGCCCCGUGAACUGCCAUUACUGCCCUAAAACUAGGUAUCAGCCCGCUGUCAAGACCUGUCUGGUGUGCGGCGCUUCCAUGUGCACAGAGCACCUGCGUCCCCACCUGGACUCUCCCGUCUUCCAGAACCAUACCUUGGUUCCUCCCAUGGAGGAUUUUUCUCCCUGGAGGUGUCAGGAGCACCAGGAGAUAAACCGCAUCUACUGUCGGCAGUGUGGAGUGUGCGUGUGCACGGUGUGUACUGUCAUUGGCGCGCACCGCGACCACAUCUGCAUCAGCAUCAGGGAGGCAGAGAGAGAGCUCAGGGGGAACCUUAAAGACGAAAUCAAGCAACUGCAGGAGGCUGAACAGGACGUGAAGAACAGGGUGACUGAACUCACAGAGAAGAAAGAGACCUUCAAUGUGGUUUUAAGCGAGGCUCGAGCAGGAGUGCAGCAGCAGUACAGAGCCAUCAGAGAGGCCCUGGAGCAGGAGGAGCAAUCGACUCUGCAGUGUGUGACCAAGGAGGAGAACAGGGUUCUGGGGGGACUAGGGGAGAACCUCGGCCAACUCCGGAGCUCCCUGCAAUCCAUCCAGCAGGGCCUGCACACACUGGAGGCGUUGGCUGAUGCCAAGGGAGACAAACGCAUUCAGGACCAGGUCUUCAUUAUGGAAUACAGCAAGGUUGCCCAACUGAGUAGUAAAGUGGGGAUCUCUGUGGACCAGUUCAAGGCUCCAGAGGAAGUGGAUCGGGCCCGGCUGAAAUGUCUCCGGAGUUGGACUGAGAAACGCCUGGACAUGGUCAUCACUGUGCCGGGCAAUUACAGAGACCUCUACAGACUGAAAUAUGGUAUGGCCCCCGUCUUGGAUGCAGAUACUGCCCAUCCCAAGCUGCAGCUGUCUGAUAACAACAGGAGGGUGACCUACAGCGAAGCCCUGCAGCCCUACACAGACCACGAGGCUCGAUUCAGCUCCUUCCCACAGGUCCUCGCCUCCCGUUCUCUGGAAGGGGGGUGCUGGUACUGGGAGGUGAAUGUCUCUGUGGAUGAGGGCCGUUGGAAGGUGGGGCUGUGUGAGGGUCAGAUAGAGAGGAAAGGCCAAAAGGACAACUCUCGUCUGGGCUUCAACUCGUAUUCCUGGUGCCUGGCGUGUGACAAAAAGAAGGUGGAAGCGCUGCAUAACAAGGUGGCGGUUCCUGUGGAUGUGGACGGGCUGCAGAGGGUAGGAGUGUUCCUCGACUUUGAGGAGGGCAUUUUAUCAUUCUUUAAUAUGACACCAGGGGGCAGUCUAGCUUUAAUGCAUUCCUACAAGCACAGGUUUGCUGACCCUCUGUACCCAGCCCUGUCUGUGUCUAAAACACACCUGGCCAUCUGUGAUCCGUUUGAGUCAUAAACCAUGCAACACUGGCAUGUCAGCUGUGAUGGAAAUGUACUGGAUACCUGAAAGUGCUGUGCCUUUUUUAAAUGUGAAAACCAUUUAAUCACAAAAAAUUUGCUAAUCUGUAAAUUUCUCGGGGAUGACAGUGAUGCACUGCAUAUAAUGUUCUACUUUUACAAAACUCUUUAAAUGUGACUUUUAUAUACAUUUAUAUCAUGAUAGUACUAUACCUUACAUACACACUAUACAUGCAGCAUUCCAAACAGUGGCAGCAUAUUUUUUGUCACAGGAUUUUAAAUUUCAUUGAGGAUAGUCAAAGAACAAAUAAGUUUUUACAUGAGAAGCAAGUUAUCAGUGCAGAACAAUACAAAAAGUGGUUUUGGAUAAUUUUUCCAUAUUUACAUGUUUUUAAAAAAAUGCUCCAAAUGUUCUUUGUCUUGUCUUUUUUACUGUAAUAAAGGUCAACGCUUCGAAGGCAAA
Messenger RNA from Anoplopoma fimbria (sablefish), 2775 nucleotides. RefSeq names its product E3 ubiquitin/ISG15 ligase TRIM25. Bases 70 to 2310 code for a protein of 746 amino acids. The record is from RefSeq and is a predicted model, not a curated record. The transcript is spliced from 7 exons. Gene Ontology annotation, molecular function: protein binding; zinc ion binding. NCBI's taxonomy places the organism in Eukaryota, Metazoa, Chordata, Actinopteri, Perciformes, Anoplopomatidae.